Messenger RNA from Fonsecaea multimorphosa CBS 102226, 3105 nucleotides. RefSeq lists its product as uncharacterized. The record is from RefSeq and is a predicted model, not a curated record. NCBI's taxonomy places the organism in Eukaryota, Fungi, Ascomycota, Eurotiomycetes, Chaetothyriales, Herpotrichiellaceae. Gene Ontology annotation, biological process: Golgi to vacuole transport; protein targeting to vacuole. Gene Ontology annotation, cellular component: membrane coat; AP-3 adaptor complex; endosome membrane. The transcript has a single exon. The coding region runs from base 1 to 3105 and encodes 1034 amino acids.
AUGUUCGAAAAGUCACUUGUCGACCUUAUUCGAGGCCUGCGAGGCCACAAGGGAAAUGAGGCAGAAUAUAUCCAAGGCGCUCUCAAAGAGUGUCGAAGUGAGAUUCGCUCCCAGGAUCUGGAUCUCAAGGCAACCGCACUGCUCAAACUCAUUUACCUCGAGAUGUUUGGGUAUGACAUGACGUGGGCCGCCUUCAACGUCUUGGAAGUCAUGGCGUCCCCGAAACCGGUUCAGAAACGAGUUGGGUACCUCGCUGCCGUUCAGAGCUUUCGACCCGAAACGGAGGUCUUGAUGUUGGCUGAGAAUCUGCUGAAGAAGGAUCUCACCUCUCCUUCGAUACCUGUGCUGACGCUGCCGUUGGUCACACUUCCGCACAUUGUGACUUCUUCCCUGGCACUUUCCAUUCUCACGGAGCUUCUACCGCGCUUGUCACAUUCACAACCGGCCGUGCGUAAGAAGACUAUCGUCACGCUGUACAGGCUGGCUCUGGUGUAUCCUGAAACCCUCAGAGUUGCUUGGCCAAAGAUCAAGGAGCGUUUACUGGAUGAACAGGAAGACAGCAGCGUUACUGCCGCUACGGUCAAUGUCGUCUGUGAGCUCGGAUGGCGAAGACCGCAGGAUUUUCUGCCCUUGGCACCAAGAUUGUUCGACCUUCUCCUAGCACAGAAGAACAAUUGGAUGGGCAUCAAGAUCAUCAAAUUAUUCGCAGUCUUGACACCUCUCGAACCAAGAUUGGUCAAGAAGUUAGUCCGACCCCUCACCAAGCUGAUUCAAGAGACAACAGCCAUGUCGUUGCUUUACGAGUGUAUCAGCGGGAUAAUUCAAGGAGGAAUCUUGGAUGGCGCCGAGAGCGGCGUGGAUGUGGAAGAAGUGGCCGAUCUCUGCAUUUCCAAACUGAGGGGAAUGAUUGUCUUGGAUGGCGACCCGAAUUUGAAAUAUGUUGCUCUCCUGGCGUUCAACAAGAUCGUGACUACUCAUCCUACACUCGUUUCAAUGCAGCAAGAUGUCAUCAUGGGAUGCUUGGACGACCCUGAUAUUUCAAUCAAGAUGCAGGCUUUGGAGUUGGUUUCGGGUAUGGUCAACAGUGACAAUCUGCAAGCGGUUGUCAAUCGCCUCAUAAAACAGCUUGCAGGCUCGGCGUCAGCCACCGUGGGCGCCAAUGGACACGCGGAAGAAGAACAAACAGACAUGGAGCAGAGGCUCGUCCCAGACAAACGAGGAUCGGAAAAUAUACCUUUACCAGAUGAAUACCGCUACGAGAUCAUUCGCCGGAUCCUUGACAUGUGCUCUCAUAACACUUACGCCAACAUUACGGACUUCGAGUGGUAUAUCGAAAUACUGGUUCAUUUGGUUAAACAUCUCCCAGCGGACAAGGAUGCGAGUUCGUCGAGAGCUGCACCAGAUGAUGACGCUUCUUUAGGAGCCCGGGUUGGAAAUCAGCUCCGCGACAUCACAGUCCGAGUUAAAGAGCUCCGAUCAGAAACAACCAAAGCAGCUGAGACUCUGGUCUUGUUGUCCAACAGGGCAAUUGCCUAUCCGAAACAUGGCACCGGUCAGAGUCAGGUCAUCAAAUCGGCAGCCUGGAUCUGCGGCGAAUUCGCCCCGUACUUGUCCAACCCAUAUGAGGUACUCAAUUCAUUGAUUCACGAGUCGUCUGGACAGUUCACUCCAACAACCUUGGCAAUAGUCAUCCAAGCCAUCCCGAAAGUCAUUGCACGGAUCGCCACGACGGCUGACCGUGAAUGGAAUUCCUCAAGGGGCACGACAAUGUUGCUCCUCCUCGCGAGAACUACCGAAUUUCUGGAGAAGCUCUCAUCCCAUCCCAACCUCGAAGUACAGGAGAGAAGUGUUGAGUUCCUUGAACUUCUGCGUCUUGCCUCGGAAGCGCUCUCUGCGCAAAGCGGAGAUAGUCUCCAAGCACCGCUCUUACUGACUUCUGCAGUUCCGACGCUUUUCAGUGGCGCGGAACUCAAUCCUGUCGCAGCGGCAGCUCAGAAGAAAGUUCCUCUGCCCGAAGAUCUGGACCUCGAUGCGCCCAUCAAUCCCGACUUGUCGACGAUCCUACAGGAUUCACAGAUUGCAGAAGUAGAUGAUCAUAGUGAGGAUGUGUUCCAGUCCUUCUACCACGACCGUGAACCCGUACAGGCCAUCACGUCGCUACAACCACAAACAGCAGCGGCUUAUCUAGACUCUGCCGCUGCUUCGGAGAGUGCACCGCUCUCAUACCAAUCUGCACCCGAGUCUCCAGGAACCAUAGCUAGGCGUAAGGCCGAGAGGAUGGCCCGGAACAAGGACGAUCCAUUCUACAUUGCCCCAUCGGAUGAUGCGGACCCUCAGUUCCACGACAUCAUUAGCAAGACAAACGGCGAUGAUGAACUCGACGUCGACUCGAUUCCAAUCAUCGACCUACAGAUCGAUCGGUCUCAAACCACAGCGGCGAGAACGGAGACAGGAGGGGAAGAACGCAGACCGCGAAAGAAGAAACCGAUCCGGAGAUUCGUCGUCGCCGCAGACGAAACCCUUGACGCCUCUGCAACGCCGACACCCACAUCACAAUCCUUUUCGAACUCGAGCCCCUUCGCAGUCCUGAGUCAGGCUCAACGGACGCGUUCACUAAGUCCGAACGCCCAACCCCGUGCACAAGCUCGACCGACUCGCACGCUCCUCUCGGUCGACUCGUCGACGCUCGAAAACCUUAGCCUAGAAGGACCCGCGGAGACCGAGUCGGAGAUCCUCCGCCGCGAAGCCGAGGAGUUGGAGAUGGCGAUCGCACUUCGCGAGGUGGAGAAGAAGAGGCUCGAAAUGCAGCGGGAAAUAGAGCGUCAGAGGACGGUGAUAGGUGAGGGGGUGGAUGCGGAAGGUACGGUUGUGAGGCGAAAGAAGAAGAAGGCGUCGAGGCCGAAGGUUGGAGUGGGUGCGAGCGAGGAACGGAUCGGUGCUGAGCCAGAAGGUAACGAGGGCGAGGAGGGAUCCGUCAAGAAGAAAAAGAAGAAGAAGCGGAGGAUCAAGCUUGUCGAGGAGGGUGAUGGGCCUAGAGACGAGGGGGGAGAGGCCCCAGAGACGACGGAGGGUGUGGAAACGGCGACAGCCACGGAGCAAUCGUGA